Messenger RNA from Meyerozyma guilliermondii ATCC 6260, 822 nucleotides. RefSeq names its product DNA polymerase epsilon noncatalytic subunit (gene HFL1). The record is from RefSeq and is a predicted model, not a curated record. The transcript has a single exon. NCBI's taxonomy places the organism in Eukaryota, Fungi, Ascomycota, Pichiomycetes, Serinales, Debaryomycetaceae. The coding region runs from base 1 to 822 and encodes 273 amino acids. Gene Ontology annotation, molecular function: protein heterodimerization activity. Gene Ontology annotation, cellular component: nucleus; CHRAC.
AUGAAUCUAGACUGCUCAUUCACCUGGACUGUUCUCUUCUUCGUCGCUGCAUCCGCACACCUCACUUCUACGCGUAUUUCAACUAUCAUCUUCAUGAGUGCUCCCAGUUCACAGCCAGAGUUGCACGAGACUCCGAAUACGACGCCACCUGUGAUGUCAGCUACUGCCACACCCAAUCCUGAUGACUUUUUAAGCGCCGAAAAUAGACCAGAAAACGAAGUUUCAAAUGAAGAACCUGAACCUAUGGAAGUAGACCCCAAUGAAUCUGAAGCUAUCAAUGGCCAAGAAAACAAAGACAAAAGUAUAAACGGACAAGACCAAAGCGAAGCAAUGGAGGAAGAUGAACCAGAAGACUCCGAAUCAACACUUUCACUUCCUAUUUCCAAGAUCAAGAAGAUAUUUAAGAUGGAUCCAGACUACGUAUCUGCCUCAUCUGGUGCUCUCUAUGCCACUGGCUUGGCCACAGAACUCUUUGUGCAAUAUUUGGUGGAGCAGGCUUCUGUAAGCGCACGAAUGGAGAAGAGGAAAAAGUUGCAAUACAAGGACUUCAGUUCAGCAGUGUCAAUGCAAGAGGCACUUCAUUUCUUAAGCGACACAGUACCUAAAUCCCAACCUAUUGGAGAACUCAUACAGCAACAGAAAAUCAAUGUAAAUACAGAUCAACCAGAUAUUUUUGCCGAUGACUCUACGAAAGAACAAGACAACAAUACUCCAGUGCCAACGUUGCCGAAGGGCCAACAGACUUUGUCGUUUGGUGCCCCAAACCCAGCGCCUGUCAAGAAGGCAGUUAUACAAAAUCUCAUGGCAGACGACAAUGAAUAA